This is a messenger RNA of Parasteatoda tepidariorum (common house spider), 4303 nucleotides long. RefSeq lists its product as uncharacterized. Gene Ontology annotation, biological process: positive regulation of actin filament bundle assembly. NCBI's taxonomy places the organism in Eukaryota, Metazoa, Arthropoda, Arachnida, Araneae, Theridiidae. Gene Ontology annotation, cellular component: Z disc; actin cytoskeleton; nucleus. The record is from RefSeq and is a predicted model, not a curated record. Gene Ontology annotation, molecular function: actin binding.
CCGGUAUACUUGGAUGGUUUCUUUAUUUUAAAUGGGAUUAGAGUGACCGAGAGCCAUCUAACGAUUCGAAAUACGAUACGAAUUACAAAACCUGAUAACCGUUCUGUGAUUUUUAAUCAUCCAUGGUUAAGUUUUGACACUGAUAUUGAAGGAAAUGUUACUAAGAUAUUGAUGCGAAAGUACUCAAACUUUGCUUUAUUUCAAUGACUGAAAUUGUGGUUUUGAAAGUAAAAAAAAAUUAUUGAGAAGAAUUAGAAGAAAACAAACUGGUACAUUAACAAAAUAUAUUUUGAUAAACUGAGGAACAUUUCAUAGAAAAGAGUAUUAUUUGAUUUAAAGAAAAAUACACCGUCCUUAGAAUUUUAGAAUAAUAAAAGUUUUGAUUGCUGAAAAUUUUAUGUGGCUUGGUGACGUUUGUGUAAUGUAUAAAUUGAAUUGGUGAUUUAAAGUGAAUAAUUUGGAACUAUGACAGGGAAAAAAGAAAAGCUGGUUGUGUGUCUUAGUGGGGGUGGACCAUGGGGUUUUCGUUUACAAGGUGGUGCAGGAACUGGAUUACCGUUGGUAGUUUCAAAAGUAAGGAGAAAGAGCAAAGCUUAUAGACAUCUUUUAGAAGGGGAUUUAGUAUUGAGUGUGAACGAUCAGUCUAGCCAAAACUUAACAUAUGAUCAAGUAAUGGAGAUUGCAGACAAAAGCGGAACCGAUCUAACGCUUGAAGUUUUAAGGCAAGAUUCUAACAAAGAGAAUCUUUAUCCUUCUUAUUCUACAACCCUGGAUUCUACAGUAAAGGUGACACCUUUUCAAACCGUAGAAAAUGAAGCUGUCACUAAAGAAACGUCUCUCAAGGAAACGAGUACCAAAAUUACUAAAGAGGAAGAAGGUUUGAGAAUAAAGUCAGCGACUUUACUUCCUGAUGUAAUUACCUUUCCUCCGUUGAAGUCGUUUGAGGACUUCACUAGUCAGAAGUUGACAGAGGACAGCGGAAGAAAAGUGACAGAAAUGACGACUGUCGACCCCUUUCCCCUAUUUUCCGACUUACUUCAAGGUCCACCAAAACCACCCAGAUCUCCUAUCGAUUCUUCGACCUCAACAAAAACGGAAGAAAUUAAAAAUGAUGACAAUAAAGUGACGAAGAUUACAACAGAAACAAAACACGAGGUGCUGGGAAAUACAGAAACAUCUUUCAUCAAGAAAGAAGAAGAAUCUGUAUCAAAAUCACUCCACACCGAAGGUGUUCCAAGCAUUACCCAUGACGUCAUGGAUCUGAAUGAGUUAAUAAACGCUACCCAGAAAAAACUGGAGAGUUUCAAAAAUGGGUUCCGGUCUCCUACUCCUGAUUCUGGCUUGUCUACAAGCACUUACGAAGUUAAGAAAACAGAAGAGAUAUUGAAAGAAACACAAACUAAAGAGACAAUCGAUUCUUUAAGUCUCGGACCACUUCCUGACCUAGAUUCUAUUUUUAAAGAUAUUAAGGUCCCACCAGAAAAGAAAGAGGAGCCAAAGAAAGUAGCCCCACCCGUACCACCUAAACCAAAAUUGCGUCCUCUUAGUGAUCCAAUCAUGAGUAGUUUUAAUGAUUGCUUGAAAGAAAUGGAAAGGGACCUUGCAACUUUAAAUGGAAAUUUAGGUUAUUCUGAAAAUUCCACUGAAAGCUCUUGCAUAACUGAAGACUCACCAUUUGGAAGCACAAUAAUCACAAAAAAGAAGAAAAUGUUUUCAUCGUCAAGUUUUUAUGAGGAACCGCAGUCCAUAUACCCCACAGUAGAAGAACAGGUAGAGAUGGCUAGAAAGAUAGCUGGCUCACUUGCUGAUGAUACAAACAAAAAAUCGAAAGGAGCAAAUAUGUUUUACAAGAGACUGAAACGAUCAUCAAAAUGGAUUCAUGAAGGACCAGAACCAAGCGAUGAAUCAGGACCUGAUACACCAGAAAUUCCAGGUGUGGAGCCUCCAACUCCGGAUCCAUCUCAAGUUCCAUUUAGACCUUCUAAAGGGCCCACAAAAUUAAAACUUGUCAUGGAUUCCAGGCCACCACUUGAUCUCACCGCUCUCAAGUCAUUUGGUUUGCAAAUCAGUGAGCACAAUGCUGUUAGUCCAGACAUCUGUCAUGAUCUGGUGAAGGAUUUACAGUCACCAAGGGGAAAAGGUGCUGCUUUGUUUGCAAAAAGAAAGAAAAAAUCAGAAGAAUGGGUCGUUGAUGAAGAGAAAGUUAAAACAUUACUACGUGAAAACGAACGAAGAUCGAAUGUAGUGCCACCUAUUCAAUCGUACAAUCAGUAUUCAACAUAUUCGAGACAAGAUAUGAAGUUAGUCAAAUCGCCUUGGGAAGCUGCCAUGGAGAAUCCGUAUGGUUUUUGUGAUGCAGCUUUCAUGCGUGUAAAUCCUGACCAGCUUGCAGACACUGUUAUCAAAGCAGCAGACAACAAGAGAAGAAACUCUAUUCCAACAAGGAGUUGGGACACACCCGUGCCAGAAACAUGCAUGUCGCCACCCCUUCCCAUGACACCAGCAGCUGCGCAGUAUGAUAUUUAUCACGCUAAAGCACCCAGGGGUUGGGCUGGUGUGAACACUGUUGAUAAUGCAUCUUUAUAUUCAACACAUCCAUCUGUAUCACCGUCCUUGGAUACCCAAAAUGUUCAGAACAGUUACACACCAUUAAGAAAGAUGAACUUCCAGAACUUUAACACUGUUCCGAGAUCGUGGAAGGGUGCCAGUGCUCAUUGAUGUUUGACGAGAGAAAAGACCAAAUCAGACACAUAAUGAAUGCUAAGACAAAGCUUGGUGGCUGACAGCAAAUGUGCAGACUAAUUUAUGUACUAUAAAUCUGUGAGACACCAGAGGAUUGAUAUUAAUCUAUCAGUAAAAUUUGCUUAACACGUUCAACUCUGUGCCCUUUUGUACACUCUUUAUCCCCGACUCAUGCGCGUUAAAGGCGUUUUUCACAUUGUAUGUUUUAGAAAUUGGUUGAAUUUGUGCAAUUAAAGCUUCAAAAAGAAGGCCAAAGCUUCAGAGGACCUCUUUUCUGAAGUGAAUAGCUUUUAAUAUUUUUUCUCUUAAAAAUAUUUAAUUUUUUGAUAAUUUAUUUAGAAAUUGUAUUCAAAUUUGUGAAAAUUUGUGCAAACCAUUUUAGUUGUCUGGGCUUUUAAACAGUGAAUAAAAUGGGCUAUUAUGUGAUAACACUGUUCAUCACUGACAGUGCAAUCAAGCUUACAAGAGAAGCAAGGAGCAACAAGAAAAAUUGAAAUUACCUAGCAUAGUAGCAUCCAAAAGGAAUUUUUCAGAGCUACUUUUAAAUUUCGUUGGCAUUAGCGAUUAAGUCGCCAAUGCUCAGUCACCAAGAGCAAAUAAAUUCUACUGUUUUAUUUUCAUUUUUUGUAAGUGGCAUCUACUUUUUAUUAGAAAAUGAUAAAUAAAAAAUAGCUUCAUUUACUUCCGCCGACGAAUUGAAAAAGUACCACUAUAUAUGGAAUAAGUAAGGGAAGGAAACAUUGGAUUGAUGCUACGUGGUGCAAGAGGUGUUUAGAAUUUCUUCUAAAGGUAGGCACGCAGAUUUCUCAGCUAUGUUGUGAGCUACUCUAAACAUUCUGGAAUAUUUCUGGUGUGUCUCUCAGCGACAAAAAUGUGAGUAAUGAGGCCUUUAAUUGAAUAAACUCUUUCUCGUACAUGUAAGGUCUUAGCUUCACCUCAGAGGAAGAAGCCGAGGCAUGAUGGAUCCCGUGACGUAGCGUGCCAGUGAGCCGAGCACGCCCUAUGAACUUAUAAUGCUAUGCAAAUCUUUUUCGUCUUCGUAUCUCUUUCACACCUAGAAAGUUAACGUAUUAGUAAUGAAAAACCAAAACAUUACAUAUAACAUUCUUAAAUAAGCGUCUUGCACCUGGUUGAACGUGUUAAAAUGAAUUUAUUUUGCUUGCUAACGCAAACACAAAUAAUUUUUUGUUGAAUGUAAGUGUGAUAUAUUAUUAUUAGAAGUACGAUGUUUAGAGAUCAAACUGUGUUAAACCCUUUGCCUGCCAGGAUCCUCAGUAGAAAAUUUUUAAGCAGCAAUCAACCUUUUGAUGACAUAACAUAUGUUUAUAAAUGAUAUAAUUAUUUUAAAGCUUGAUAUGAUUCACUCUGAUGGCAUUAUCUGUGUAUUUUAAAAUAUUAGUUUUGGGUCCUUCAAUGUCAAAUUACUCGUAUUGUUAAAAGUAGACUUCAACAGGCUUUAUAGAGCUUGUUUCACUUUAGCCCUAAUACUAUAAAACAUGCUAUGACUUUUAAUUUGGAAUCAUACGUUCAAUAAAAUAUAAUUUUUUUUUAAAAAAAGAAA